This is a messenger RNA of Alternaria atra, 2175 nucleotides long. RefSeq lists its product as uncharacterized. Lineage: Eukaryota; Fungi; Ascomycota; Dothideomycetes; Pleosporales; Pleosporaceae. Gene Ontology annotation, biological process: transmembrane transport. The transcript is spliced from 7 exons. Gene Ontology annotation, molecular function: oligopeptide transmembrane transporter activity. The coding region runs from base 1 to 2175 and encodes 724 amino acids. The record is from RefSeq and is a predicted model, not a curated record.
AUGGCUUCUGCGGAGAAAGAGUGGCACGCCAAGUUCGGACUGGACCCUGUCAUGGAAACGCAUCCAGAUACCUCGUCUGAAUCCAUACUAGAAGCUCCCCAGGAGAUCAGAAGGCGCCAAUCAGAUGAGUCCAGUGCACCUAGUCAAGAUGUCCUCGCUGCAGCGGGAGUCGGCCUCCAAGAGGAUGAUCCGGACCUUCCUUGCCUCACAAUUCGGAUGUGGACUAUAGGCAUCAUCUUUUGCUUGCUUGGAAGCGGCCUGAACACCCUUUAUACAUUUCGCUUUCCUUCGGUAUCUCUUUCGCAAUCGGCGGUCCAGUUCUUGGCCUUCCCGGUGGGCAGAGCCUGGCAGUAUACGAUACCAGAUUGGGGCUUCACGGCGUUUGGAUCUCGAAUAUCUCUUAACCCUGGUCCUUUCAAUUAUAAGGAAAACAUCCUCAUCUAUAUCCUUGCCAACCUCAGCUUCAUGACCCGGCUCAGCGCAGAUGUCUUGACAGAACAAAGGUUCUUCUACGGCUUCAAUGCUGGCUGGGGAUUCGAGCUCGCCAUGACCCUAGCUACCAUCAUCUUUGGCUUCGCCCUAUCUGGCAUCUUCCGUGCCGUUGUCGUUGAGCCCCCUGGCUUUUACUGGCUACCAGACCUACUCUUUCCAGCAUUGGGCUACUUUACGUUCAUCUGUUGGGCCGCACCUGACAACGCUGUCGUCAAUCAGGUGUUUGGCAUGAAGAGCGGAAUGGGUGUCUUACCCCUAACUUUCGACUGGAGUCAGAUUGCUUACAUUGGAUCUCCUCUUGUCGUAUCCACAUGGACCAUACUCAACGUUCUAGCCGCGCUCGUUUUCUGGAUCUACGUCGUUGCUCCGGCUAUCUACUACUCCAACACGUGGUAUUCGGGUCAUCUUCCCUUCCAAAGCAACGCCGUGUACGACAACACCGGCAUGGAGUAUAAUGUUACUAGAGUCAUCGAUAGAUCCAACGGCUUCGCCUUCAACGUUACCAAGUACCAAGAAUACUCCAAAAUCUAUAUGCCAGUGACAUAUGCACUCAACACCUUUGGGCUGUGUUUCGCCUCGGUCGCCGCCUUAUUCGUGUGGCUGUUUCUCGAGAAACGCCAUCAGAUAAUGAACAUCGCUCGAGCUUCAUCUCUUGGCAAAGUGUUCGGUGCAAGCAAGACGCACCGCAAGAACGUUCAGCCCCAGUACGAAGGUGUACCAACUUGGUGGUAUGCCAUCGCGGCACUGGCUGGUAUCGCAUUGGGUAUGUUCGCCUGCGAGUACUAUGAUGUCCAGUUGCGGUGGUACGGCGCUCUUUUCGCAUUCGCAAUUUCCACUGUAUUCUUCGUACCACUGGCAUGGGUAUAUGCGACGUCGAAUGUGAAGAUUCAAAUCGAUAUCAUGUGCCGCAUCAUCGCCGGCUACGUUUACGAAGGUCAAGUCCUGGCCAACAUCUGGUUCUUCAAUCUCGGAUACAUUUCUGGCAUCAAAGGCCUCGCGUUCGCGCAAGAUCUGAAGUUGGGAAUUUAUUGCAACAUCCCACCGAAGAAGCUUUUCGCAGCACAGUUCGUCGGUCUGGUAGUCGGUGCCGUUUCCCAAGUUGCAGUGGUCAACUGGGUACUCCACCACAUCCCAGAUGUGUGCACCAAGGACGCAACAAACGGCUUUACUUGCCCCUUCUCACGCACUCACUUCAACACGUCCCUUAUCUGGGGCGCCGUAGGACCCCGCCGCUUCUUCGCAACCGAUGCUCUCUACCACCCGCUGCUAUAUUUUUUCAUUCUCGGUGCGCUGUUACCCAUCGCAAUCUACCUACUGCGCAAGUUCGUAUUCACACAAUCAAAAUGGUUUGCUCGAGCCCACGCGCCACUCCUUCUUGGCGGCUUGAACUAUAUUCCACCCGCUUCAGGAACCAACUACGGAAGCUGGGCGAUUGUUGGCCUCAUCUUCGGGUUGUGGCUCAAAAGGCGAGAGCACGCCUGGUGGCGGCGAUAUAACUUCGUACUAAGUUCUGCGCUCGAUUGCUCAGUAGCGAUCGCUGGGAUACUUAUCUUCUUCACCAUCUUCUACACGGGUGCGGCGGACAACUUCUCCUGGUGGGGAACGGAUGUGUACAAGAAGACGUGUGAUUGGAAGGGAUGCGCGUACAGGACUAUUGAGAAGGGGCAAACUUUUGGCCCUUAG